CACAGCUGCCCACUCAAUCGUGAUUAUUCAAAUACUUUUUCUCGUUACUGUAUGAUAUCGUUGGUACACGCCUUGCCGAUAGCUUAAAAGUUCAUAAGGUGAAAUGUCCGAGGCUGCUGCAGACACGGGCGCUGAAGUUGCCGUGCUUGAUAUCGAAGCUGCGGCAGCGAAAUUGAAGCAGGGCAAGGACCUUAUUGAUGAUGACCCAGAGAAGGCUGUAGAACUGCUCUGCGCGGCCGUGCGCUCUUACGAAAAACAUUUCGGAGCUGAGGCAAUCGAAUGCGCGCCAGUUUACAUGUACUACGGGAUUGCGCUUUACGAAGUUGCAAGAAGCGCCACAGACGCGUUGGGCACCACCAAGACCACCGUCGAGCCUAUUUCUGACCAGAAGGCCGACCAAACUGCAGCCUUGCCCAAACCUGCCGCUACUGCUGAUGAGGCUGGGGACAAGAGCAGCGUGCCUGGAGAUGGCAAAAGCGACGCUACGGCAGGCCCAUCGGAGCCCUCAGCCCUAGACGACCAAAAGGCCGUAGAGCCUAAUGAUGCAGCUGGUUCCGAUGAUAAGAAGAACACUGGCGAAGAUGGGGACAAGGCUGCCGAGGAUGGGCCCGCGGAGGGUGGCGAUGGCGACGGCGAGGAGAUGGAGGAGGAGGCUGACGGCGCCGAGCAAGGGGAGGAGGAGGAGGGCGGUGAUGCGAAGGCCGAAGAUGACCCAGAUGCUGAUGACAUGAAGCUAGCGUGGGACAUGCUGGAGGUGGCUCGUGUAAUUUACAGCAAGCAGUCCCAUCCGGAGGAGCACCGCGACCGGCUGGCUGAGGUGCACAAGGCACUGGGAGACAUAAAGAGCGAGCAGGAGCGGUUUGAAGAAGCGGUCGACUGCUACAAGCAGAGUCUGCAGCACCUGGAGGCCAUGCAGACCCGCAACAACCGCCGCCUGGCGGAGGUGCAGUACAAACUGUCUGUCGUACUGACGUACCUGGAGCAGCACGAGGAGGCUCUGGCAGUUACGCAGGCGGCCCUGAAUUCCCUGGAAGCGGCUGUAGCGGAAACGGAGGAGAAGUUGUGUGCACUGCCCACGGAUGGGUCGGGUGGUGAGGCAGCGGAUGAGGAGGGGCGGCGGUUGCAGGCCGUGUCGGAUGACUUGCGGUCGGUGAUUGGAGAGCUGCACUGGAACAUCAACGGCCUCAAGGAAACCAUUGCCAACGAUAACUCGCUCAAGGAGGCGCUCAGGCAAGCCUUCCUCAAGGCGAAUGGCGGCAGCGGCUCGGACGCUGCUGCUGGUCUGACGGCCGCACUGGCUGCGGGGGUAGCCACAUCGAGCUCCUUCGCUGCGCCCUCCAAACCUGGGCCAACUGGCCAGCCUGUCUCACUAGGCACUGUAGGGCGAGGCAGCAAGCGCAUCACGCUGCAGCCCACCAGCACGACGGCGGCCAAUGGCACUGCGGCUCCAGCUGCGGUCCCUAUCUCCGCACCCAAGCGGACACUGGAUGAUCUCAUGGGUGGGGAACCGGCAGCUGGGGGAUUGACCUCCACUGGCUUUGAGGCUGUGGCGGUGGUGGAGGCGCGGGAGGAGGGACAGCCGCAGGCGGCCAAGAAGGCGCGGGUGGAGGAGGCGGAGGCAGCGAUGGAGGCGGCGGAGUCAUAGAUAGGGUGAUCGCCCGGGCGUUUCUCGAGGGGACGGUUCGGGGGUCCAGUGCGGGGAGGGUUUCUGGCUUUCUGAGUGCGGUUGCCCACCUGGCGACACAUGCAGGCUUUGUUCAAACGUGUGUUUAGCGGCCGGAUGUAGUAUAAGGAAAUUCGAUGCAGCCUUUGUUCUUUCAGAGUCAAGUGCAGCAGGAAGCACAGGCUUGGACGCGUGUGAGGGCUAUUCCAAAAUGUAGCUGGAGCAUUCACGCGCCGUAGUACACCAAGGAAAGUGACUUACAAGCUGAAAUGGAUUUUAGAUAGGACUCGGAUAGUGACGAUGGUGGAAUGAAUUACUUAUAGAUGCGCAGGCGGCGGGGUUGCGACGUGUUAUCUAAGAUUAGCUGAUGUUUACGUACAUGUGAGCAGGAGCCAACAAAAAAGGCAUACAAGGUGAAUCCGCGUCCUGCUUGCCGUCGUUUUUAUCAAGGGACAGGGAUUUCAGCGGGAGCUUGUCAAUGCAAGGAGGAUUC
Volvox carteri f. nagariensis is the source of this 2156-nucleotide messenger RNA. RefSeq lists its product as uncharacterized. Gene Ontology annotation, biological process: DNA replication-dependent chromatin assembly; CENP-A containing chromatin assembly. Lineage: Eukaryota; Viridiplantae; Chlorophyta; Chlorophyceae; Chlamydomonadales; Volvocaceae. The transcript is spliced from 4 exons. Gene Ontology annotation, molecular function: histone binding. Gene Ontology annotation, cellular component: nucleoplasm. The coding region runs from base 104 to 1645 and encodes 513 amino acids. The record is from RefSeq and is a predicted model, not a curated record.